This is a messenger RNA of Sturnus vulgaris (Common starling), 4456 nucleotides long. The record is from RefSeq and is a predicted model, not a curated record. NCBI's taxonomy places the organism in Eukaryota, Metazoa, Chordata, Aves, Passeriformes, Sturnidae.
GGGCCCCGGGUCGCUCCGGCAACAUGGCGGAGGCUGAGGGGGAGAGCCUGGAGUCGUGGCUGAAUAAAGCCACCAACCCAUCCAACAGACAAGAAGACUGGGAAUACAUCAUCGGAUUCUGUGAUCAAAUCAACAAGGAACUUGAAGGGCCGCAGAUAGCUGUGAGACUCCUGGCUCAUAAAAUCCAGUCACCACAGGAAUGGGAGGCAGUCCAAGCCCUGACAGUGCUGGAAGCUUGUAUGAAGAAUUGUGGGAGAAGAUUUCAUAAUGAAGUUGGAAAAUUUCGCUUUUUAAACGAGUUAAUAAAAGUUGUGUCUCCAAAGUACCUGGGAGACCGAGUCUCAGAGAAGGUGAAGUCCAAAGUCAUUGAAUUGCUGUAUAGCUGGACUGUGGCAUUGCCAGAGGAAUCCAAAAUCAAGGAUGCCUACUACAUGCUGAAGAGACAAGGGAUUGUGAUGUUUGACCCCGUGAUUCCUGCAGACAGAACACUGAUCCCUUCUCCACCACCUCGUCCCAAGAACCCAGUGUUUGAUGAUGAGGAGAAAUCCAAGCUUCUAGCCAAGCUGCUGAAAAGCAAAAACCCAGAUGAUUUACAAGAGGCUAAUAAACUUAUAAAAUCUAUGGUAAAAGAGGAUGAGGCUCGGAUCCAGAAGGUGACAAAGCGCAUGCACACGCUGGAGGAGGUGAACAACAAUGUGAAGCUGCUGAAUGAGAUGCUGGUUCAUUACAGCAAAGAGGACUCAUCAGAGGCUGACAGGGAGCUCAUGAAGGAGCUCUACGAAAGGUGUGAAACCAAAAGACGGACACUGUUCAAGCUGGCCAGUGAGACAGAGGAUAAUGACAGCAGUUUGGGAGAUAUUCUGCAGGCCAGUGACAAUUUAUCACGUGUGAUAAAUUCCUAUAAAAAAAUAAUAGAGGGGCAAGUGAUCAAUGGUGAAGUGGAUCUCCCUGGGAUGUCUGUAGUGGAAGGGAGUAACUCCACCAAUAAUCUCAACACCCUCAUUGACCUUGCUGGACUGGAUGUCACUAGCACCCCUCCACCUGUGAUGCCACCCAGCAGCCUGACAGCAGCGCCCAGCACAGCCCCUGGCCCAGCUGAGAUCCCCAUCCUCCCUCCUCCUCCCCAGACGUUCGUGCCGCUGCGCAGCAGCUCCUCCAGCCACGUGGAAACAGCACCUGCCCAGCAGGGCACAACCAACUCCCUGUCCUUGCUGGAUGAGGAGCUCCUGUGCUUGGGCCUGAAUGAUCCAGCUCCUGCAGCAGGGAAGGAGACCUCGGAAAACAACCAGUGGAGCAUGUUUGAGAAUGAGCAGUUGGACCUGGAUUUCUUUAAUCCGAAGAUGGUGACUGUUGCUUGCAACCCUGCAGGAAAUCCUCUUCUCCAUCACACAUCACAGACCACUUGUGGGACAUCAGCCACGCUGCCUUCUGCUUUCCCAGCCUCCCAGACUGCUCCCAACAUCCCAGCACCAAACUCAGCACCAUUUGUAUUUCCUGCUGUACCAGCUGCUCCUGCAGGGCCUCCUAAGACUAUUCCAGCUUCUCCUGGCUACUUCAGCUCGUCUGUGGGGAGCAACAUGUCACAUAAGAUGGAUGCAUUGGGACAACUCCUCGAAGAAGCCAAAGGGACUGGCACCCAAGGCAUGGUGACACCUUCAGUGUUCCCUGGGGUUACGUUGCCAAGCACUGUCACCCCUGGCCCAUUAGCAGCACCUGCAGGGCUGCCAGCCACUACCUCUGGAGCCCCUCCAGCUCCCUUCCCGAGCAGCUCCACUGCUGGAUCAGGAAGUCCUCUCUUCCAGCCAGCAUCAUUCCAGCAGCAAGGCAGUCCCAUGAAAGCACCUGAAAUUUCUUUGGCCAAUGUCCACGUUCCCUUGGAAUCCAUUAAACCCAGCAGUGCCCUGCCCGUGACAGCCUAUGACAAGAACGGCUUCCGGAUCCUGCUGCACUUUGCCAGGGAGUGCCCGCCGGGACGCUCGGAUGUGCUGGUUGUGGUGGUCUCCAUGCUGAACACAGCGCCCCUGCCCGUGAGGAACAUCGUGCUGCAGGCAGCCGUGCCCAAGUCCAUGAAAGUGAAGCUACAGCCACCCUCUGGCACUGAGCUGUCUCCGUUCAAUCCCAUCCAGCCACCAGCUGCCAUCACCCAGGUCAUGCUUCUGGCAAAUCCUGCCAAGCAGUCUUUAAGUUCUGGAGAGCAGCUGAGCAGCUGGCCACGUCUGUGCUCACAGGAGAAGGUGAGGCUGAGGUACAGACUGACCUUCACCCUGGGAGAUCAGCCCAGCACAGAAGUGGGUGAAGUGGAUCAGUUUCCCCCGGUAGAGCAGUGGGGGAAUCUAUGACCUUAGGACACUGCCAGAGACUCUGACAGGACCAGGGCAGGAUCCCACAGGACUGGAAUGGAUGUGCCGUUGGGAGGGACACACAUGCUAUCCACUGGUGAUGUUCAGCUUUGUUUACAUGUCCUGACCACUCUGCUUGUAGCUUUAGUCCAGAAUGUUGUGCCCCACAUUUGAAGGGGCCCUGGAACACUUACGCCAAGCAUGAACUGAAAGGCAGCCAGUGACAGGCAGUGCUGGCUGCUUUUACCUUGACCUCUGGGUGAAUCUGGUUCUAUCUUCCACUCUAUUAAACUUGAAGUUAUUGUAUUUUGAGGGAAGACCUGUCAGCAGAAGGGAGUUUAGUUGGCUUUUCCUGCACUGCUGUCCAGAGAUCCUGACAGGCUGUGGGGUGAUGAUGCCGCGAGCUCAGCGCAGAGCCCUGACAGAGCCCUCCCUGGGACUGUGAUUCCCUGUGCCACGUGGGCCGUGAGCAUGCUGAGCAAUAAUGCUGCUCCAUGAGGGAAUGCUUCCUUUUUUACACUGAAAUAGCACUUAGUUCCCUUCCUCCUCUCCUGCUUCAUUCCCAAGGGCCCGUGUAAGCAGCCCCUCGCUCCAUGUGUGCCAUACUGCUGUAUCUUUGUUAUAUUUAUUUUACACUGCUGGCUGCCACCCUGGGGCAUCCAUUUGGGGCAGCUGGGGCUGAGUUUUGUCUGCAAACGGUUACACUGGUUUGGUUUUUUUUGCCUUCAUUGCAUUCCAUGGUGUGGGGGAAGGAGGAAAUGCAUAGUGAGGAGGUAAGAGGGCUGGAGGGUAUUGGUCAGUAUUAGAGGACAGCAUCUGGAGCACAGAACUGUCUUUACAAUCACUAGUUAGGGCCAGUGACUGAAUCCAGGAAUAAGGAGAGAUGCCUCUCAUGUCCCCUCAUGCAGGCAGUGUUACUGGUAUAGUCAAAUACUAUUUUAUUGCUGAGUACAAUGACCUACAAGAUGUAAAUAAUAGAGCUGUAGGCUAUUAAAACAGAACAAGCAGGCAGAGAAAGGAAGAGGCUCCCCCGGGCUGUGCUGGGGCAUGUGCUGGGUUAAUGUCCCAUUUUCUUUGUUCCCUGUAUUACGUGGCAAAGUGCAAUUGUCCCCAAAAAGGGGGAAGCAAUUUUGCUGGACAUCAGUGUUAACAGAAGACCUGAUCUCUUGGCUAUAACCUCCCAGAAACAAGGUUUAAGUCACCAAAACUUUGUUCCAGCAGCCCCUUCCUUCUCAGUUUCCAGUCUCAAGCAGUGCCUCAGUGAGCUCUGAGACAGACUGUUGUAAAUUAAUGGGAGUUUUUAGCACCCACUGACACAAACACAGAGGGGUGCUUGCUGAGUCCUUGGAUGCUCAGCUCUGCAUUUCCAGCAGGGCUGUCAAGCAACAGCACUUCUCAAACGUGGAGUGGGAUCAGAGAAAAGCAGUAUACAGAGGCUCCUGCCUCGUGUAGGAAAACUCCACAGGAGGUGAACAUCGUGCUGGAAUGGUGGCUGUAAAACCAUUGCUGCAAACACAGCUUGCAGUUAUUCAUAGUUGAAUUUUCUUUACUGUUGUGCAGAGUAAAAAUCCCUAGAGAUUAAAAACAAGGGAUUCACAAGCCAGUGUCCUCAUGAGAGGCACCAGGCAGCUGCAGGAACCCCUUAAGGUGGAAUCCAAGCAUGUCCUGCUGGUCUGAAGCCUGUGGAGUGCUCAGCUUUAUCAGCUCCCUGAUGCAGAAGACAGGGGAGAGGGAUGGGUUUAAGCUGUUUUAAAUUGAUGGACUGGAAGACUAGGGACAAGGAGAGAAUUCUUUCUGCCUCAUACAUGUUCUUGCCAGCACUUUAGACACAGUAGGCAUGGGGGCAGUGCCUGGGUGGCGUGUCCUGAGGAGCAGGGUCACCACGUCCCUGCACAUGGAUCUCACUGUGACAUGGAGGAAGGCAGGAGAGCACAGGUGCUUUCUGUGAACAGCAGCGGCCACCUGGACAUGCACCAUGGUCUUGCUGCUUUGGAAAUUAAACUAUGAAUGUUCCUUGUCUGUAGGGUGAGGUUCCUGCUUCAUCCCCAGCAAUCCUACCUGUACAUACAUCUUCAAUGCAUUUGUGUUGCUGCAUGUUGAAUAAAUCAUUUUCCCUA